AUGUCAGAGAUUCUCACCGUAGACGCUAUUUUGUUUGGGCUCUUGGUUUUUUCUGGGAUUUUGGGAAACAUCUUGGUCAUCCAUGUGGUGUUUCAAUCCGCUUUGGAGAGCCCGUCUCGGAGACUCCCUCCCUCCGACACCAUCUUAGUCCACCUAUCUCUGGCCAACCUGCUCACCUCCCUUUUCCGCACGGUGCCCAUAUUCGUGUCGGACCUGGGCCUGGACGUGUCCCUGUCUGCGGGCUGGUGCAGGCUCUUCAUGCUGCUGUGGGUGUGGUGGCGCGCCGUGGGCUGCUGGGUGACGCUGACCCUCAGCUUCUUCCACUGCGCCACCCUGAGGCGACACCACGUGAGCCUCGGGCCUCUGACGCUGCAGAGGGAGAGGCGGCGGGUGUGGGUGGUCCUGGCACUGGUGUGGGGGGCUAACCUAGCCUUCUCUGUCCCGGCGCUGCUGUACACCACCCAUGUUGAAAGCAACGCCACCGUGGAGCUGAUGGUGAUAAGCUGCACCACGCGGCCUCUGCUGGGCUGCGUCUGGGAGUUCCCCAGCAGCCAGCAGGGCUCGGCCUUCGCCUCCGCCUCCCUCGCGCUCAACGAGGUGCUGCCGUUGGUUCUGAUGGUCUGCACCAACCUGGCAACCCUUCACUCUCUGGCCAAGCACAUCCGGGCCGUCACCGACUCGGGAAGCCACGGGGAGCUGGACAAGCACGUGUCCACUGAGCGCAAGGCCGCCCAUGUGAUCAUGUCGCUGGUGUCGCUCUUCGUGGUGUGCUGGGUUCUGCAGGUGGCCGCGGUGACGUACUACAACCACGACAGGGGACAUCAUGCAGAGGGGCUGCUGACUGUGGCCCACUUCUCUGCUUCGCUCUUUGUGGGGUUCAGUCCCCUCGUGGUGGCUCUGGGACACGGGAAGCUGAGGAGGAAGAUCAAGAGCAUGAUUCUGAUGUGGACCGACGCUCCUCGCGGUCCGGAGAGCCGAAGUGUGAGCGCAUCACCCACGACCAAAGGAAAACAAACCUGCUUCGUAGCUCAAAGGGAGAUUCAGGUCAUAAAGGUGAAAGCCAAGGUUAAAUCGCAGAGAUAA
Fundulus heteroclitus (mummichog) is the source of this 1083-nucleotide messenger RNA. Its product is annotated as olfactory receptor class A-like protein 4. NCBI's taxonomy places the organism in Eukaryota, Metazoa, Chordata, Actinopteri, Cyprinodontiformes, Fundulidae. Gene Ontology annotation, molecular function: G protein-coupled receptor activity. Gene Ontology annotation, cellular component: membrane. The coding region runs from base 1 to 1083 and encodes 360 amino acids. The transcript is spliced from 2 exons. Gene Ontology annotation, biological process: G protein-coupled receptor signaling pathway. The record is from RefSeq and is a predicted model, not a curated record.